CAAAGAGUCUGCUUGUUGGUGACCUGAGCGAGAAAGGCGUGCAGCUGAUUAUCACAGCCGGGUUCCCGAGGGCUACAAGGCAGCUUAAAGCUCUGCCAUAACAGCGGUUCAGACAACAGCGGACGUCAGAAGUGGAAAAACUGGAAAUGAAGCUUCCAUCUGCUGGCUUUAGGUGAACAUGGCUGAAUCCCAGAGAGUGACAGCGCAGGGCAGGAAGAGGUGGAGUUUGCCACAGAGAAGAGAGACUGAUCAAAGCAAAGCGAGUUCGUGCUGCCCUGACCAAGAAGAUCCAGGAAGAAAACUGACGGUUCCUUUCCGAGGUCAGAUCUCUGGUGGGUUACAUCCAGGGAAGAAGAUUGUUAUUGUGGGCAUCGUGGAUCCUCACCCUGAUCGGUUUUACAUAGCUCUGACAUGUGGCCGUGGGACAUCCAGAGAGCCUCCACCCAACGUUGCGCUGGAGCUGUGUGUUCGAUUCAAGGACCAACAAGUUCUCCGAAAAGCUUGCAUCUCUGGGUCCUGGGGAGAGGUGGAGAAAGCUGUUCCUUUCUUUCCAUUCAUCAAGGACCAGCCGUGUAAGAUUGAGCUUCAUUGUGAAAACGGACGGUUUCGCGGGAUUGUUGACGGCCAUCGGCUCUUUGAUUUUGAGCACAGACUGAAGCCGCUCAGCAACAUCGACACUUUAUGGAUUAAGGGCAACAUAACUCUCACCAAGCUGGCUUGAGGAGGAAGCUGCUCCCAGAUUCACCUGUAAAAACGGAAAAAUCCUGUUUUAUUUCCCAACAUGCACUUGUUGGCAGAGACUCUUGAUGAUCACAGAUGUAAUCAGAUGGACGCUUGUUUUCUGUUUCCCAACUAAAAGUUGGCUUUAUUUUGUUACUUUGCUAUUUUGAGAAGCCAAAUCUGUCCUUUAAAUUUGUUAUGUUUUUGUUCUCAAUCCUCAAAAAUAUGAUUGUAUUAUGAGAUAGAAAUAUUAUUAUAAUAUAUUAUUAAUAUAUAAAUAUAUUAUAAUAAAUUAUAAUUUAAAUAUUGAAACAAAUAUUGUUAUACUUUGAAAAACAAAUUCCUUUUAUGUGUUUUAUUAUUGGAAUUUUGUACAUUUAUUUAGGCUUGAAAAUGUUUUGUAAAUAUUUUGAAAUUGAGAGGUUUUAGGCUUUUAUGAUUUCAAAUAGACAUUUUAAUGACAAAAACUACCUCACAUCCUGCUGUAAUGUUGCCUGUCAUUACUUAAGAUGUGUAAUUUAAUUAAUAUGAACAAAUAAAAAGCACUUUUUUGUACGA
Oryzias latipes (Japanese medaka) is the source of this 1278-nucleotide messenger RNA. RefSeq names its product galectin-related protein. The record is from RefSeq and is a predicted model, not a curated record. Gene Ontology annotation, molecular function: carbohydrate binding. NCBI's taxonomy places the organism in Eukaryota, Metazoa, Chordata, Actinopteri, Beloniformes, Adrianichthyidae.